AUGGAGUUUGACAGCGAGAUCUCUCUGGUCCCUUGUGGGCAAGACAAAUACAUCUCAAAGAAUGAGCUCCUGCUGCACUUGAAGACCUACAACCUCUACUACGAGGGCCACAACCUGCAGCUUCGGCAUCGAGAGGAAGAAGGCGAGUUCAUCGUGGAGGGCCUGCUGAACAUCUCCUGGGGGCUCUGCAGGCCCAUCCGCUUGCAGAUGCAGGACGACAACCAGCGCCUGCGCCCGCCUCCUUCCUCCUCCUCCUGGCACUCUGGCUGCAACCUGGGCGCCCACGGGUCUGUCAUUAAGCCCACGACCUUGCCUGAUAUUCAGGUCACAGAGGCUGAGCCUACAUCCGAAGGGGACGCGCCAGAUGGGAAAGCAGAGGACAGAGAGUUCAAAGCUCAACUGGAAGAGGCUCCCCAACUGAUGCGGACGCGGAGCGAUGUGGGGGUGCGCCGCAGAGGGAACCUUCGCACCCCCAGCGAGCAGCGGCGGAUCAAGCGUCAUCGCUUCUCCAUCAACGGGCAUUUCUACAAUCACAAGACCUCAGUGUUCACACCAGCGUAUGGCUCCGUCACGAAUGUCCGUAUCAACAGCACCAUGACUACACCGCAGGUUCUGAAGCUGUUACUCAACAAAUUUAAGAUUGAAAACUCAGCAGAAGAAUUUGCUUUGUACAUUGUGCACACCAGUGGAGAGAAGCAGAAGCUCAAGGUCACAGAUUACCCACUGAUUGCCCGGAUUCUGCAGGGGCCGUGUGAACAGGUUUCCAAGGUUUUUUUGAUGGAGAAGGACCAGGUGGAAGAAGUCACAUAUGAUGUUGCUCAGUAUAUUAAAUUUGAAAUGCCUGUUCUAAAGAGCUUUAUCCAAAAACUUGAAGAGGAGGAAGACCGGGAAGUGAAGAAAUUAAGACACAAGUAUUCGGUGCUACGUAUAAUGAUUGCGCAGCGGCUAGAAGAAAUCUCUGAAGGUCCAGCAACAAUGUAA
This is a messenger RNA of Protobothrops mucrosquamatus (brown spotted pit viper), 981 nucleotides long. RefSeq names its product Ras association domain family member 2 (gene RASSF2). The record is from RefSeq and is a predicted model, not a curated record. Gene Ontology annotation, biological process: positive regulation of protein kinase activity; regulation of non-canonical NF-kappaB signal transduction; positive regulation of JNK cascade. NCBI's taxonomy places the organism in Eukaryota, Metazoa, Chordata, Lepidosauria, Squamata, Viperidae. The transcript is spliced from 10 exons. Gene Ontology annotation, cellular component: nucleus; cytoplasm. Bases 1 to 981 code for a protein of 326 amino acids.